This is a messenger RNA of Panicum hallii, 2573 nucleotides long. Its product is annotated as phenylalanine ammonia-lyase. Gene Ontology annotation, molecular function: ammonia-lyase activity. Gene Ontology annotation, cellular component: cytoplasm. The record is from RefSeq and is a predicted model, not a curated record. Lineage: Eukaryota; Viridiplantae; Streptophyta; Magnoliopsida; Poales; Poaceae. The coding region runs from base 111 to 2216 and encodes 701 amino acids. The transcript has 2 exons. Gene Ontology annotation, biological process: L-phenylalanine catabolic process.
UCCCUCCAAGAAGAGCACGCCCUCUCCUCCGGCUCUUCUUCUCCACCACCACCACCUCCUCCUCCUAGUGCUGCCGCGCGGCGCCCCUAACCACCACAUCACAGCGAGCAAUGGCGGGCAACGGGCUGAUCGUGGAGAACGACCCGCUCAACUGGGGCGCGGCGGCGGCGGAGCUGGCCGGGAGCCACCUGGACGAGGUGAAGCGGAUGGUGGCGCAGGCCCGCCAGCCCGUGGUCAAGAUCGAGGGCUCCACCCUCCGCGUCGGCCAGGUGGCCGCCGUCGCCGCCGCCAGGGACGCGUCCGGCGUCGCCGUCGAGCUCGACGAGGAGGCCCGCCCGCGCGUCAAGGCCAGCAGCGAGUGGAUCCUCGAAUGCAUCGCCCACGGCGGCGACAUCUACGGCGUCACCACCGGGUUCGGCGGCACCUCGCACCGCCGCACCAAGGACGGGCCCGCGCUCCAGGUCGAGCUGCUCAGGCAUCUCAACGCCGGCAUCUUCGGCACCGGCCGCGACGGCCACACGCUGCCGUCGGAGGUCGUCCGCGCGGCGAUGCUCGUGCGCAUCAACACCCUCCUCCAGGGCUACUCCGGCAUCCGCUUCGAGAUCCUCGAGGCCAUCACCAAGCUGCUCAACACCGGCGUCAGCCCAUGCCUGCCGCUCCGGGGCACCAUCACCGCCUCGGGCGACCUCGUGCCGCUCUCCUACAUCGCCGGCCUCAUCACGGGCCGCCCCAACGCGCAGGCCGUCACCGUCGACGGCAGGAAGGUGGACGCCGCCGAGGCCUUCAAGAUUGCCGGCAUCGAGGGCGGCUUCUUCAAGCUCAACCCCAAGGAGGGGCUCGCCAUCGUCAACGGCACCUCCGUGGGCUCCGCGCUCGCGGCCACCGUGCUGUACGACGCCAACGUCCUCGCCGUCCUCUCCGAGGUCCUGUCCGCCGUCUUCUGCGAGGUCAUGAACGGCAAGCCCGAGUACACCGACCACCUCACCCACAAGCUCAAGCACCACCCGGGCUCCAUCGAGGCCGCCGCCAUCAUGGAGCACAUCCUCGAGGGCAGCUCCUUCAUGAAGCAGGCCAAGAAGGUCAACGAGCUCGACCCGCUGCUCAAGCCCAAGCAGGACAGGUACGCGCUCCGCACGUCGCCGCAGUGGCUCGGCCCGCAGAUCGAGGUCAUCCGCGCCGCCACCAAGUCCAUCGAGCGCGAGGUCAACUCCGUCAACGACAACCCGGUCAUCGACGUCCACCGUGGCAAGGCGCUCCACGGAGGCAACUUCCAGGGCACCCCCAUCGGUGUGUCCAUGGACAACGCCCGCCUCGCCAUCGCCAACAUCGGCAAGCUCAUGUUCGCGCAGUUCUCCGAGCUCGUGAACGAGUUCUACAACAACGGUCUCACCUCCAACCUGGCCGGCAGCCGCAACCCCAGCCUGGACUACGGGUUCAAGGGCACCGAGAUCGCCAUGGCCUCCUACUGCUCUGAGCUCCAGUACCUCGGCAACCCCAUCACCAACCACGUCCAGAGCGCGGAGCAGCACAACCAGGACGUGAACUCCCUCGGCCUCGUCUCGGCCAGGAAGACCGCCGAGGCCAUCGACAUCCUCAAGCUCAUGUCCUCCACCUACAUCGUCGCGCUCUGCCAGGCCGUCGACCUGCGCCACCUCGAGGAGAACAUCAAGACCUCCGUGAAGAACACCGUGACCCAGGUGUCCAAGAAGGUGCUGACCAUGAACCCCACCGGCGACCUCUCCGCCGCGCGCUUCAGCGAGAAGGACCUCAUCACCGCCAUCGACCGCGAGGGCGUGUUCACCUACGCCGAGGACGCGGCCAGCGCCAGCCUCCCGCUGAUGCAGAAGCUGCGCGCCGUGCUGGUGGACCACGCUCUCAGCAGCGGCGACGCCGAGCGCGAGCCCUCCGUGUUCUCCAAGAUCACCAAGUUCGAGGAGGAGCUCCGCGCGGUGCUGCCCCGGGAGGUGGAGGCCGCCCGCGUCGCCGUCGCCGAGGGCACCGCCCCCGUGCCCAACCGGAUCAAGGACAGCCGGUCGUUCCCGCUGUACCGCUUCGUCCGCGAGGAGCUCGGCUGCGUGUUCCUCACCGGCGAGAAGCUCAAGUCCCCCGGCGAGGAGUGCAACAAGGUCUUCGUCGGCAUCAGCGAGGGCAAGCUCAUCGACCCCAUGCUCGAGUGCCUCAAGGAGUGGGACGGCAAGCCCCUGCCCAUCAACUAAGCACGCCGGGCGCCGCCGCCAUCCAUGCACCCGUGCAUGGCCGGAGGAGGAGGAGAAGGAGAGGAGAGAAAAAAAAGAUACAUGAAAAAUAAAACUACACGUGUAUGUCCAGAUCGUGCCGUCGUUCUUCGAUCGUUCUUUGGAGGUGACUUUUGAUUGUGUAAUUGGUCGACGCAUAUAGUGUGCGUGUGUGGGGUUGUUCUUUGUGUAGUAGCUGAUCUGCCACCGCCUGCGAUUGGCGGGCCAGCGUUUUCUAAGAUCCUAUGCCGUUGUAUUUUGGGGUGAACCGUAUGCUAUUGCUACGUACUCAAUUCCUUCUUCUGAGUACCCAUCCUGAUAGAAUGUUUUGCUCCUACA